AUCCCUAGCGAGUUCAUAUUCCAAAUCAAAUGAUUUGAUUCCAAAAUUUCUAGUCACUCUAUGGUGUGACAGUGAUUACACGCGCUACAACUGCAAGUGCUUUUGAUCCUAUAGACCGUGGUAAUAAUUCUGUCAGCUUUACCUUUCUCAUCUCAGGACUCGACACAGUUGGGUACUCAGAAAUUAACGAAAUCAACCCAAAGUCCAGAAACCGAUAAAGACGGAAUCCAAGCGUCAAUAGAGAAAAAUCAAAGCUUUGUUUGAAGGGUAUAUAGUUUUACAACAGGAACAUGGAAAACCAAGAAGAUGAUACUGCACCACCAACUGCAAAGCAGCAGCCAUCAUCAACAUACCAUUUAUUCCUUACAAUUAUGAGCAAAAGGACAACAUGGGUUUGUCUUUUUGUGUUAGUAUAUGCAAUCCUCUUAUCAUCCUCAUGGAAUUUCCUAAAAUCUGUACUUUCUUGGUACAAAGAACAAGCACAAGUCACUUCUGCAGCUUCUUCUGGGUGGCCUGCCUUGUAUGCAUCAGUUCUUCUAGGGGCUGUUUUUGGUCUCCUUUCAAUGGUUGCAGCUCUUGCAGUGGCUGUGCCAGCCACCUUGGUUAUAUGGAUCACAGUUCUGGUCUUAUUGACUUUCUUUGGAAAGCCAAGGAGGGCGUUGGUGAUUGAGGGAAGGAAGAUCACUAGAGAUAUUGUUGGGUUUGUAUUCAAGAUUUUGUUAAAGGAAGGGAAUGUUGUGGCUGCUGUUUGUGCUGUUCUGGGCUACUUUGCUCUGUUUAGAAGGAAUUCCGAAGGAUUAUAUAAGGAGGGCUCUUCUACAAUUUGUCAGUACCAUAUGCUUGCAAUUGCAUUAUGUGGAAGCUGAAGGAGAGGACAGUCUACAUAAAUGGGACGUUUGUGUGGCAUUCUGCAAGUAGCAUGCCUGAGUAACUAGUGUCCAUAAGCUGCCUGUAACCUGCCAGGGAGCAAUUAGAACAACCCUGGUGAGAAGAUAAUAACAGUCUCGUAAGUCAUUUAGGAACA
Hevea brasiliensis (rubber tree) is the source of this 1024-nucleotide messenger RNA. RefSeq lists its product as uncharacterized. The record is from RefSeq and is a predicted model, not a curated record. The coding region runs from base 291 to 866 and encodes 191 amino acids. NCBI's taxonomy places the organism in Eukaryota, Viridiplantae, Streptophyta, Magnoliopsida, Malpighiales, Euphorbiaceae. The transcript has 2 exons.